AUGCCAAAAGCGAAGAGUAUCAACAAAACUAACAAGCCGUCCGCUGGUUCUAACGAAGCGCACGGCAACAUAGUCGGAAGGGUCGCUGCUUCCGUGGAAGCGCCCCACAACACACAGGGGCCGGUCGCUGCUUCCUCCGUGGAAGCGCCUAGCCCUAGCACAUCGACCGCCACCGCCCCUAAUUCAUGGUUGGCUGGUGAGCAGGUCUGGCAGGUGGUCCAGCGGAAAAAAACACCCUCCGACAUGCGGAAAAAAAAUAAACGCACAGAGAGUCUGAGCAACAUAGGAGGUAAGAUCCUACUCGAUACCACCGUCAAUAACCCACGCACCUGCAUCUACGUACCCAAAUCAAUUGACGCAGUUAUAAUUAAUGAGUUCUGUUCCAGAGACCUGACCACAGUCAGGCUCCGGAGCAGCUGUCCUAGCAUCCCGGAGGUAAUACUAGCGUCCGCCUACCUACCGGGCGACGCGGACGUACCGACGGUCGAGCUAGUGAACCUAAUUAGACACUGCGAAGACAAGAAGCUUGAGCUGAUCAUCUCGGCGGACGCGAACGCUCAUCAUACUAUCUGGGGUGGCGGCGCUUCCAAUAAAAGAGAUUGGCAGGUAUCUAACGAACUAUCCAACUCGGAUCACAGAUGGAUAAGAUAUAAACUGAACGUGGACACCAAGAAGCCCGAACCUUGGCGCAACCCUAGAAGAACUGAUAGCGUAUGGUUCGGAAAGCUGGUGUCAGCAAGCCCGAACCUCAAACAUAUCCCCGAGGAAUAUGGCGGGCCGGCUGACAUAGAGAAACACGUAAAUAAACUGACAGAAACACUAAUAGACGCAUUUCAAAAAAGCUGUCCGCUCACGGGACACACGCCUAGGACUGCCAAUCGCAGCGGCUGGUGGAGUCCUCAACUCGAGAAAUUGAGAUGCAAACUACGCAAACUGUUUAACAGAGCAAAAAACACAAGGAAAGCAGAAGACUGGGAUGCGUACAAGGCAACCCAGGCAGCAUACAAAAAAUGCAUCCGGGUACGGAAGCGCGAAUGCUGGCGAACUUUCUGUACUAACAUUAAAUCAAACACACAGGCAGCUAGGGUGAGAAAAAUCCUAUCUAAAGACCCAGAUCGCAACCUAGGCUCCCUGAAGAAACCAGAUAACAGCUAUACAACAACCGACACAGAAAUGUGCGAGCUGUUACUUAACACACACUUUCCAGGUUGCUCCGUAACGGAGAACACCACAUGGGAGGAGGAGUUCAACAAAAAUUUAAACUAG
Molecule: messenger RNA, 1266 nt
Organism: Manduca sexta (tobacco hornworm)
Lineage: Eukaryota; Metazoa; Arthropoda; Insecta; Lepidoptera; Sphingidae
Exons: 2
Coding region: 1-1266 (421 amino acids)
Source: RefSeq, a predicted model, not a curated record